Molecule: messenger RNA, 2615 nt
Organism: Camarhynchus parvulus
Lineage: Eukaryota; Metazoa; Chordata; Aves; Passeriformes; Thraupidae
Gene: ZBTB48
Product: zinc finger and BTB domain containing 48
Biological process (GO): regulation of transcription by RNA polymerase II
Cellular component (GO): nucleus
Molecular function (GO): protein binding; RNA polymerase II cis-regulatory region sequence-specific DNA binding; DNA-binding transcription factor activity, RNA polymerase II-specific
Source: RefSeq, a predicted model, not a curated record
AUGGCGGCGGCGGCGGCGCACAGCGUGCGGGUGCUGCGGGAGCUGAACCGGCAGCGCGCAGCCGGGCAGUUCUGCGACGCGACGCUCGGCGUGGGCGGCCGCGAGUUCCGCGCGCACUGGCCGGUGCUCGCCAGCUGCUCCCGCUUCUUCCGCGCGCGCGGCCCCGGCGGGCCCGUGGCGCUGCCCGACGGCCUCGCCGACACCUUCCAGCUGCUGCUCGACUUCUUCUACACGGGGCGCCUGGCGCUCACGGCGCACAACCGCGCCCGCCUGCUGGCGGCCGCCGAGCAGCUCGGCGUGCCCGACGCCGUGGCGCUGUGCCGCGCCUUUCGCCCGCGGCCCCGCCGCGCCGCCGCCGCCGCCCGCCCGGAGCCCGCGGCGGCCCCGCAGCCCGGCGGGCAGGCGGUGCGUGAGGGGCGGGAGGGGGACGGCGGGGCCAGGGCCCGGCGGGGGCGGCGCGAUGACGCCGCUGUUCCCUCGCAGGGCUCCCCCUCAGCCCCGGAGGAGGCGGCGGUGGGUGGCGGCGGGCGGGGGGACGGCGACGCCGAGCCCCUUCCCGAGGAAAAGGUGCUGCGGAGCAAAAAGAGCCCCCCCGCUCCGGGAAAGGCGCCGGGGAGCAGAAAAGGUACAGCGGUGCCGGUCGAGUGCCCCACAUGUCAUAAAACCUUCCUCAGCAAAUAUUACCUUAAAGUGCACAACAGGAAACACACUGGAGAGAAGCCAUUUGAAUGUUCCAAGUGUGGCAAAUGUUACUUUAGAAAAGAGAAUCUCCUGGAACACGAAGCCAGGAACUGCAUGAACCGAUCAGAACAGGUAUUCACGUGCUCGGCCUGCCCGGAGGUGUUCAAGCGGCGGAUGGAGCUGCGGCUGCACAUGGUGUCACACACUGGGGAGAUGCCAUACAAGUGCUCCUCAUGCUCACAGCAGUUCAUGCAGAAGAAGGACCUGCAGAGCCACAUGAUAAAGCUGCACGGUGCACCCAAGCCCCAUGCGUGCUCAACCUGCUCCAAGUGCUUUCUGUCCCGGACAGAGCUGCGCCUGCAUGAAGCCUUCAAGCACCGUGGAGAGAAGCUGUUUGUGUGUGAGGAGUGUGGGCACAGGGCCUCGAGCCGCAACGGCCUCCAGAUGCACAUCAAGGCCAAGCACAGAAAUGAGAGGCCCUACGUGUGUGAGUUCUGCCACCACGCCUUCACACAGAAAGCCAACCUCAACAUGCACCUGCGCACGCACACCGGCGAGAAGCCCUUCCAGUGCCAUCUCUGCGGCAAGACCUUCCGGACACAAGCGAGUCUGGACAAGCACAACCGGACGCACACCGGGGAGCGGCCGUUCAGCUGCGAGUUUUGUGAGCAGCGUUUCACGGAGAAGGGGCCGCUGCUGAGGCACGUCGCCAGCCGGCACCAGGAGGGGCGGCCCCACUUCUGCCACAUCUGCGGGAAGACAUUCAAAGCUGUAGAACAGCUGCGUGUCCACGUUCGCCGGCACAAGGGAGUGAGGAAGUUUGAGUGCAUUGAGUGUGGAUACAAAUUCACACGGCAGGCUCACUUGAGGCGCCACAUGGAGAUCCACGACCGAGUGGAGAACUAUAACCCUCGACAGCGGAAGCUGCGGAACCUGAUCAUCGAGGAUGAGAAGGAUGUGAUGGUGGUGCUGCAGCCACCACCAGAGCUGGAGGUGGGCUCAGCUGAGGUGAUCGUGGAGUCGCUGGCCCGUGGGCCACUGCCUGAGGAGGUCCCUGCACAGAAACUCUGCUCAAAUGAGAACUUCUCCCCUGCGGAUGUGAUUGAGCAAUCACUGAUUAUAACUACAACGAUUCCUGAAGACUGUGAGACGUAGUGUGGCCACCCAUCCCCUUCCACUGAAACACAGUAAAGCAUUGAGCUGAGCCACUUUCUGCCACACUUGUUCUUUUAGCCUCCUCCCCUCCUCUUCUGCCAAUCUCCCAUCUCAGGCUGCAGGGACAGAAUGUCAUCGUGACGUUGUGAUUGUCAAAUGAAGAAAUGUCUCAGAACAGUCGCUCCAGUCAGUGUCCAUGCAUGAUGUGCAGUGGGAUGGGACUGACCUCCCUGUGUCAUACUGUGACUCACUUUCUGAUGUCUGAGGAGCUGGUGCUGCCCUCCCCUUUCCUCCAGCCCUCUCACCCAGCCUGUGAUUAAAGCUCACCUUCCCCCACAGAGAGCGGCUCUGCCCAUUCCUUAACUCCUCUGUUUAACUCGUGCCUUAAGUUCUCCUUUGUUUUGUUAAGCCUUUGUCAGUUGCUCUUUCCUUACCCCAUUAAAGGCAGGGCAUGACCCUUGUCUGCUCAGAACAGAACACACUCCAGCAGCCACAAAGUGCCUGCGUUCCUGUGCUCAGGUGUGGGGACAUACUCUGUCCCAAAUAACCCAAUCCAGGGUUGCUGGGAGAGUGAGAACCAUGGCCUGAGUGGUGCCAGGGUGGGGAGAGAUCUCUGUGUGUACCCCCACACCCCAGAGUUGCAGCUGUGCUCUCUCCCCUUUCUCCCUCUACUCACCAAGGAGGCAGACAGGCUCCAAUUUAAGCAUAUCUGGAAUGAGAAACUCCCAGUAAAAUCUCAUUCCAGCUCCCUUCCCCUCACAGAGAACAGAACUGUGUAA